Molecule: messenger RNA, 5873 nt
Organism: Gigantopelta aegis
Lineage: Eukaryota; Metazoa; Mollusca; Gastropoda; Neomphalida; Peltospiridae
Product: high affinity copper uptake protein 1-like
Exons: 5
Coding region: 577-1122 (181 amino acids)
Biological process (GO): copper ion transmembrane transport
Cellular component (GO): membrane
Molecular function (GO): copper ion transmembrane transporter activity
Source: RefSeq, a predicted model, not a curated record
UAAACAUAAUUCUGGCGCAUAUGAUUACCCUAUGACCGUCACAUUUAACACUAAGGUAGGACUUUCCUUUGGCACUGUCACAUAUAAAGAACAUUAUAAAUACUUAUUAUAAACAGAGUUAGGGUUAGGGCUAGUGUAGUGACAGUGCCAAAAGAAAGUCCUUCUAACACUAAUAUAUAAGUGAACAAUAUUCAAAUAUUUUAUUUUGUUUUGUUUUAAGUAAUAAUAUUAAAAAGUUAAUAUUAAAAAAUAUAUAUAUUAUUGACAUUUAAGACUUGUGAUAAGAUCCCGGUGCUGACGUAAUUGGGCUAACCACAAGUGAAUUGCGAACGCGGACACACGUGCUGACUUCACACUGUGAACGAGUGUCAUUAUAGCACCGGGAAGGCAACACAGACGUUGAUAGACUCGUUCUGAUUGGUAGACCUGUAUUACAGGUUAAAUAUUGGGAUCUUGGCACGUAAACAGAGUUGAUAGAGAGAAGGCCAUACUUUCACAAAUAAUAAGUAAAUAAUAAUAAUAUAAACAAAAGUUAAGUGUGUGGAUCAAGUCAUUUUGUUGAGUUACAAUACGACAAUGGAUCACAGUAUGCAUUCGAUGCCCGAGCCCGAGGCUGAAAAUGGUAUGAACAUGAACGGCUCUGACGGCUGCCCCAUGGGUAUGAUGAUGUAUUUCCAUACCGGAAACUGCGAAUAUGUUCUCUUCGAAGCCCUCCGAACUACAAAUGCAGGACAAAUGGCGGGAGCGUGUGUGGUGAUUUUCAUCCUGGGUGCGCUGUACGAAGGACUGAAGUACAUGAGGGAGAACCUGCUGCACAGAGCCAAUCAGAAGCGCAGAUACAUCAGCUCCAUCUCUCUUCCGUCGGGCACGUCGGGCUCGUCAAAAGACGCCAUGAUCUUGGAACCAAAUGAAUCUGUGUCUUCGAAGAUGCUCAACUACAGCCACUUCCUGCAGACAUUCCUGCACAUGCUGCAGGUGUUCGUCAGCUACUGCCUCAUGCUGGUCUUCAUGACGUACAACGCCUGGCUAUGUCUCGCCGUCAUCCUCGGCGCCGGAGCGGGCUAUUUUAUAUUUGGCUGGAAGCGAGCCAUGGUCAUCGACGUUAACGAACACUGUCAUUAACGUACAGCAGAAUCAGCAGAAGCGUUUUUCACUGACUGAUUGUUUCAACUGGUGAAGAUGUAUCUUAUGAUAAUUUAAGGAAUGUACUAUCAAACAAAUAUUGGUAAAUCAAAGUAUAACAUAAAGGUUUGUUAUUCGUCGAUGGUUUUUGAUGAAGUAUCGGUCUACAAAUUUAAGUCACAAAGAUACAGGUGUUAAUGUACAAGACAAUAAAUUGGGUGUUUUCUAUUAAAAAGUAAGUAAAAUUUGUAUAUAUAAUAUAGCAUUUUGGGGGAAGUGUAAUUUUGUGAAUUAAUGUAAGUGCUUUUCAUAUAUCUAAGUGUUUUCAUAAAUAAAAUUCUUCGAUGUUAAGAAUUAAUAAAUGAAUCGAUGAAUGAAAAAUAUGAACUUAAAAAUGAACAAAUGAACAAAUGACAAAUGUGCUUUAUCCUGUGUAUUGUGACGUAACAUUAAUUCUCUCCAUUCAUGGGCAUGAAUUAAUACAAACGAGCUUGAAAUCUGUUAGACGAAAAAAGCAAAGUUAAAUUGCUGGCUAACUGUUCUACAUUAAAGACUGAAAUAAUGAUAAGAUGGUCAGUAACAAUUUGAACAAUAUUUUAUUCUCUCAAAAGGUUUUAGGGAAGCAUAUUAUUUGUCUUGUGACAUUUUGUUGUUAACAAUUUAAGAACAAUGCAAUGACAUUACUAUAAUUGAGGUAUUCUGUAGUAAUUACAGGUCAAAGAUACUUUUCAUGAGUUUGUUAUGAGUAUGGCAAUUGGUGAAAGUCAGUUUAAAAUAAAACCAUGCAGUGAAUGGACACAGUAAUAAUUGUAAAAUGACUUGAUAAAAUGACGUACAUCAAAACUUACUUCCAGUUUUAAAUGAUUACAAGAGUAUUCUGUGUGUGUUUGUGAACAUGUGUGUGUAUAGCAAGGCAAUCAAAAAUUAAAUAAAUAUUAAUUUUUAAGGUCUUUGAUGUUUUCUUUGACAUGACACAGGCAUAACUGAAGUUUUGGGGUUUUUUUUUAAAAAUAAUUAAAUAUUUAUAAAAUUAAUCUAAAUUGUUUACCCAUCAUGUAAUAAAAUUGGUCAGUAUACAGUUAAUUUACUACACCUCAUGAUUAAUUAUUUUUUAAAACCAUAGUUUUGUAUUAUUUUUUAUUUGACUACAACAAAACUAUUGGAAAAUAUAGAAGAUAUUCCACAUCCAAUAAUACUCAUCUGAACUGUAAGCUGUCACUCUAUAUUGCCAUUGAAAACUUUUAUUAUUACUUCUUAUGUCUUUUUCCACCGACUACAAGAAAUAUAUUACAAUGGUCACAAACUUCAAUUUCCCCGAAAUGUAUUACAGCUUAUUUCCAUGUUUAAGAUGGUAUAAAACUUUCAAAGAAUUGUUUCUAUUUAAAUAUGUUUAAGGUGGAUACUGUUAUAAGCUAUAGUAGGCACAUGUGUAAUGCAGAAUAAAUUGUUGGGAAAAUAGUCCACUAGGUACCGGGUAAUAGCACCUGUUCACAAGUGCCAUCCGUCAUUGUUUGCCUUGCUGGUGUGUAUUUGUGUGUAUGCUUACGUGCGUGCAUGUGUGCGUGCGUGCAUGUUUUUGUGGUUAUUUGCAUUGUGUUUUGUAUUGUAUAUCUGUUAUCUGUGAGACAUAAUUAAGACAGAUUAUAAUUUAUUACAUUCUCUUCCAUUCACUGAACCAUUUUGUCAUAUUAUUGUUAUAUAACAUGUGGUAUUGUGUACGGUAGUUUGAAUCUUCCAAGUUUUUGGUGCUGAGUCAGCACAAAAAUGAAAGUACAUGUAACAGUAUAAGUGGCAGUGGUUACCAUUUGGGAUAGAGUUUGUUAUUAAAUCAAAAGAAUAGUCUCAAGGAAGUGAAUCACUGCAAACGUUUAUAAAUCAUAUUUAAUUUGCGGAAUUAUCAAUGUGGUUUUUGUUUCUAUGUAACUAGAUUCAAUAGCAAGUAUUGGGAUAGUGAUUGUCAGCAAUUGUGAUAUACAUGUGUAUAGUUAAUAUAAUUAUGUUAGGCAUAUUACUAUUGUUAGUCGUGACAUUGUUCAAGAUCAGUUCAAUGACAUUACAGUAACUACAUGUAAGGUGCUCUAUUAUUAUAACAGUUUCUGGAGGUCAAAAUAUAUUUUUCACAACACAAAGCAAACCACAAAGUUGGGUGGUGGGAUGGGGGUGGUAAAUGUAUAAAUGUUUUGUCUAAUAGUAUUGGUAAGAUUUUAGUGGUUAUAAGUAUUCUAAUUUGUUCGACUAAUUCACAUCAAAAUUUUCCCAAGAUGUUUUAAUUGUUACUUUAUUUUAACAAGAAAAUUAACAUGUACUCUGACCAUUUAUUUUUUCUAAUUCAUAUAGUACCGAUAUAUAGAGAAAAUAUAUUUUUUUACACAAUGUGUAUAUGUAUCAGAUGUGUGUGAUAAAAUAUUACUAAAGAAUAUACCUGUUAUUAGAUGUCAUAUGUUGUUAAUACACCUUGUUAAAGGACCGGUUAACUUUAUAAUAAAGUUAUAAACCAGACACAAAAAAAUGUCUUGCCAAGUUGUAGUCAAAUAUAAGGAGAUGACAUUACAUAUUUUCAUAAUAAUAAUAAUAAUAAGGUUAUUUCAAUCUUAUUUUUGAAAAAGUAUUGCAAAUCCUACAUUAAAAUUGCUUUUUGACUAAAGAAAAAAGUACCAAGAGUGAAUUGUGACAUAAUUUGUAUGGUUUUACCCAUCUGAUGUCUGAUGUAUAUACUGAAAACAAUGUAGAAAGACAUCACUUAUAAGGCGUCGUUGUUUUCAGAUUUAGUUUGGAACAUUUAGCCUAGGUAUUUUUUGUAAGACACUGCAUCACUCACAUGAAAGCAAAAGUAUGAACAAUACUUUUUAUUCAUCAUUGGGAAUAUACAGGAGCUCAUAUAAUUCCUAAUUUUAUUAUGAAGUUAACCUGGAACAUCCUGCAUCUUUCUCUAUUACAUAAUAUUAUAUAUUGCUACUAGGGAUGGUUAUGAGAAUUUGUGUACUGCGAUAUGGAUGCCAUGUAACACAAUACAUAUCAUAUUAUAUUAUUUAACAAUUUUAAGGAAGGCAUCUAACAAAAUGGUACAAGUUGAAGUGUAUUGUUUAAAACAUGAAGUGUCAAGCCCUUCCCUUUUUGACAUCUAUGAACAGUUGAGAAAACCUGUUGAAUCUUAAGGUGUCAGGAUGAUCAGACUCUACUAAAAUGAUCAAGUGUAGGGUAGGGUGUAUCGUGAUGUGUAUCAUUUGCCCACUGAAUCAUCAUGUAUUAGUCUGCCAAUGAUACAGCAUGUCCUGAAUUGUUACAGGUAUAAACAUUGUGUAAAUGGUAAAUUGUGUACAUGAUAGUUAGAAUAAAUACUAAUAUGUGAUAUUUUGGUUGUUGAAUCCCUCUCUGUAAUCUAUAGACUUCCUCCUCUCCUCUCUCCCCCCCCCCCCCCCCCCCCCCCCCCCCCCCCCCAAUUGUGAAUACUUGCUACCCCUACUUGCAUGUCUUUCUAUUCAUUUAUUUGCAACAUUCAUCAGUUUUAAUUUUACAAAAGAAUUGUAAGAAAAAAACAUUUCUGUAAUGAGAACAUUUGGUGAAGUUGUGGACAGCUCAGGAGCCAGAGUCGGAAGAAGUUUGUUUGUUUUGUUUAAUGACACCACUGGAGCACAUUGAUUUAUUAAUCAUCGGCUAUUGGAUGUCAAACAUUUGGUAAUUUUGACAUAUAGUGUUAGAGAGGAAACCCACUACAUUUUUCCAUUAGUAGCACCAGAGUCGGAGGAAACUGGCAGACAAGAGUCGAAACAGAUUGAAAUUGUGGGAGAAAUUGGAAAGUUUUUAUAUUAAGAUAAUGAGAAUGAUAUAGUGCAUACAAUGUCCUAGAGUACACUGAUACCGAAUUCUUAUUCAUGUAUAUUGAACCAAAUUAAAAACUUGGUAAUAAUUAAGAAAUGUAAUUUGAAAAAAAUUGAUUUUUAUUCCAAUCAAAUAUUGACUAGGCUAAAGGGAAUCACACAACUGUCACAGCUAAUCAUGGUUUGUGGUUACAGAUAUAAUUUUAUUGAAAACAGUGUCCCUUUUUUUAUUUACUUUUGAUGGAUACAGAACUGAUUUAAUGGUUAGGCUAUGCAAUGUUGAAAGGAGGGAUAACUCCCAUAAUUAUGGUGUAAGGUAAUAUUUAAAACUCUAGGUGGUGACUUUUUUCUUAUUUUUUUUAGUAGAAUGACAUCACAUCAUGUAUUCACUAUUGUCUUCCUCUAAAGUAGAAAGGUAAACAUUGUCUUUCUAGUGUGCUUGCAACAUAGCCCGAGUGUCCGUCUAGCUCUCUUACAGUCAGAGUACUCGUAUGAUCAGCUAUGUAAAAGUAAUAGUGGUGAGAUAACCUAUUAUGUGUACAGGUACUUACAACCAGAAGAAUGCUCCAUAGUGUAUGAACAGCAAUGACUAUUCAGGUGUCAUGGUUUGAAUACUUAGAAACAUUGUCAUUUCACCAGCGUCUGCCCACAACAACAAAAUCAAACCACAUUCUGAACAUUUAUACAGCCUCAGACAAAUUUUGUUUUCGUUCAGUUGUAUUAUUGGUACAUUAAAAAAAUGCUAUUUUGAUGUUCUGUCUGGUUGAAAACUGAAAGAAUCGUGUCUUUGAUUAAUGUUUUUCUUUUUGUAUCAUGCUUACAUACUGUCUUGUAAUACUUUACUUACAAAGGAGUUGUAACAGUACAAGUCUCCGAUAUACACUGAAAUAAUAGCCAUGUCUAAAUACGAUAUUAAAACAUUUACAAACAAUA